AUGAUGAAGAUUACACUGAACUUGAAUAAGCUGCGACCGAGCCUGACCAAGCCGGCCCCGCUCCAACUGAUCACCUCGCCAACCCUGUUGGAUUUUCGCGACCAAGUGCGUAACGUGGACACUGCCGAGUCUGGCCAAGCCGGCCCCGCUCCGGCUGACCACCUCGCCAACCCUGUUGGCUUUUCGGUAGGAUCUGAUGACGCCCUUUUGGACGAUGCCUAUUCUGCCGAUGCUGAUCCUGCAGAUGCUGACGUGGAUAGCGACCAAGUGCAUGACUUGGACACGACCGAGGUUGACCGGUUAGCUAAGGAGUGUGAAGACUUACGGCGAGCGAUAGGUAAAUAUAAGCAGCGUGUUGCUCCACUGCAAAUAGGUUUCGAUGUGCUUGAUCGCAGCUUUGCACAACGUGUUCGGCAACUUGACCAUUUGAGAACGGAGCGCGCUUUAGGCCACCAGGAUCUUCACUGUUUACGCUCCUCCUUAGCUGCUCAUAUCGCGGAACUAGCGCUGUUGAGAGCAGAACAGGAUCUGCUUACUCGCGAUCGCCAGGCUCAGCUUACUUAUCUGGUCAACUUCGUCACGGGGCUUCCGCCGUAG
Messenger RNA from Peronospora matthiolae, 597 nucleotides. NCBI's taxonomy places the organism in Eukaryota, Oomycota, Peronosporomycetes, Peronosporales, Peronosporaceae. The record is from the annotation of a GenBank genome assembly.